Messenger RNA from Sorghum bicolor (sorghum), 2104 nucleotides. Its product is annotated as berberine bridge enzyme-like 18. The coding region runs from base 276 to 1877 and encodes 533 amino acids. The transcript has a single exon. NCBI's taxonomy places the organism in Eukaryota, Viridiplantae, Streptophyta, Magnoliopsida, Poales, Poaceae. The record is from RefSeq and is a predicted model, not a curated record. Gene Ontology annotation, molecular function: oxidoreductase activity; FAD binding.
GAAUUUGACCAUGGUGAAACUAUUUUCUUCUCUCUCCUCUUCGUUUCAUGCAAAAAGUAUAGUUUUGCUGAUAUAACACUCUAAUAAAUGUGCAUAACAUCCUGGUCAAAGUUCCACUAAGACUAGCCUAAUGCUAUUUUAUUGAGAGAGUUAUAUUGGAGCACCGGUGGAGAUGCUCUAUGUGCGCCGCCCUUGCACAAUCGUACUACAUAGAGAACUGAACAAAUCCCCUACGGUCCUCAUCAAUUUUGCUCCUUGGCCUCAAAUCAUCAAUCAUGCCCGGAGUCUUGUACCAGCUCGUCGUCGUGUUCGCCAUCUGCGCCCUUUCCAGCGGCAGCAUCGCGGUCGCCUCAGUUUUCGAUGCGACCGACGCGUUCCUCGUCUGCCUCGUCGACGCCGGCGUCCCGCCGCGCCUCCUGCAGACCCCGGCGUCCCCGUCGUACUCUGCCCUUCUGCUCUCCUCCGUGCGCAACCUCCGCUACGUCACGCCGGGCACCCCGCGCCCGCUCGCCAUCGUGGCCGCCGCGGAGCCCGCCCACGCGCAGGCGGCCGUACGCUGCGGCCGCCGCCACGGCGUGCGCGUCCGCGCCCGAAGCGGCGGGCACGACUACGAGGGCCUAUCCUACGCCUCCCUGGACCCCCGCGAGCGCUUCGCCGUGCUGGACCUCGCCGCGCUCCGCGACGUCCGCGUCGACUCCGCGCGCGCCGAGGCGUGGGCCGGGUCGGGAGCCACGCUCGGCGAGGUCUACUACGCCGUCGCCGCCGCCAGCCGCGUGCUCGCGUUCCCCGCGGGGAUCUGCCCCACGGUCGGCGUCGGCGGGCACCUCAGCGGCGGCGGGUUCGGCACGCUGAUGCGCAGAUACGGCCUCGCCGCGGACAACGUCAUUGACGCCGUCCUCGUCGACGCCGACGGGCGGCUCCUGAACCGGACCACCAUGGGGGAGGACCUGUUCUGGGCCAUCCGCGGUGGCGGCGGAGAGAGCUUCGGUGUGGUACUGUCUUGGAAACUCCGCCUCGUGCGCGUGCCGGAGACAGUCACCGUGUUCACCGUGCGCCGGUCAAUAAGCCAGUCCGCCACGGAUCUCCUCACCAAAUGGCAGGCAAUCGCGUCGGCGCUGCCGCGGGACCUCAUCCUCCGAGUCGUCGUGCAGAACCAGCACGCGCAGUUCGAGGCCUUGUUCCUCGGCCGCUGCAGCCGCCUCCUUGACCACAUGCGAGCUCACUUCCCCGACCUUGGCGUCACUCAACCGGACUGCGAGGAGAUAAGCUGGAUCCAGUCCGCCGUCUACUUCGCCUUCUACUCCAGCUCCAAGCCGCUGGAGCUGCUCCUGGACAGGAGCGGCGAGACGCGCAGGUACAUCAAGGCCAAGUCCGACUUCGUGCAAGAACCCAUCCCGCGGCACGUGUGGGAGAGCACAUGGUCGUGGCUGGAGAAGCCGGAGGCCGGGCUGCUCAUCCUGGACCCCUACGGCGGCCGGAUGGGCAGCAUCUCGCCGUCAGCGACGCCGUUCCCGCACCGGAAGGGGAACCUCUACAACAUGCAGUACUACUCGUACUGGUUCGAGAAUGGCACUGCGGCAUUGGAGAAGCGGAUGAGCUGGGCCAGAGGGCUGUACGAGCAGAUGGAGCCGUAUGUAUCCAAGAACCCAAGAACUGGCUAUGUCAACUACAGGGAUUUGGAUCUUGGGACGAAUGAGUUGGAGGACAAUAAUAAUGUGACUAGCUACGCCAAGGCGAAGAUCUGGGGGGAGAAGUAUUUCAAAGGCAAUUUUGAGAGGCUGGCAGCUGUGAAGGCCAUGGUGGAUCCUGAUGACUUCUUCAGGAAUGAGCAGAGCAUCCCUCCCCUUCCUGCUGCAAAAGGAUGGAGCUCCAUUUGAGCGGAGGAGGUCUCUUGUUUAUUUCGUUGCUUUCGUGGUGGCGGGGGAUUGCUUGACUGCGAUUGUGAUGCGAUCACCAUUGCUGAGGAUUUGCAUUGGUGAAGUGUAAAAUGUAAUGUAUUUUGUGUUCACUAGUUGAGCUGAGUUCUCUUUGUUUUGUUUUAAAUCCUCAUCUUAGAUCAGGGUACAAAUAAUAAGUGGAUCAAUACUGUUUUUUUUUUUGGUUC